Penaeus monodon (black tiger shrimp) is the source of this 2658-nucleotide messenger RNA. RefSeq lists its product as uncharacterized. Bases 1 to 2658 code for a protein of 885 amino acids. Lineage: Eukaryota; Metazoa; Arthropoda; Malacostraca; Decapoda; Penaeidae. The transcript is spliced from 9 exons. The record is from RefSeq and is a predicted model, not a curated record.
AUGAGACUCCGGGUGCUCUUGGGACCCUGGCUGAGGCAGACACACGGAGAGUCUGUCCUUGUUCUCGCAGGACUUCAAGGUAUGCAGUCUUAUCUCUGCCAGUCGGAGGUGUAUUUAAGCGAAUGCCAUGACAUGAUCAAAUAUCAGUGGGUCUCCGGCGCUGCCAUGGCGGGAAGCAACACUCCGAUAUUCAACGAUCUUCUCUGUUUCUUCAGCGGGAAAUUACGUGUCGUCUCGCGUCACGCCUUAACUGAUGCCGUCGCUCGGUUUUACAGUAGCGACGAAGUGAAGUUGGCCUACGACAUACUGCAGGACUGUCUGAGCAGAGGCAGCGACCAGGGCAGUGCAGACGGCAGAGGCGGCGGCGGCAUCAACUUCGACUCUAAAACGGACGUGGUCAGCCGCAUGCACGACAUUCUCUCAAAAGUUUCAGCCAACGACAUGCCGUUCUUCGUGUGUCGGGACGUGAACAACAUUCCCACCUGCAGUAGCGACGACGGAGGCCGCGCUUUGCCAGAUGUGGGGCGCCUCAGCCUCCAUACCUCGUCGUCCGCCCUCGGCAUCGGCUCCGAGGAUCAGCGAGGGGCUCACGAAGGGCAGCCGGACGCGCAGGCAGCUCCUGGUCGUUCAAGGGAUGUCGUCGAACAGAUUUUUUCAGAAGUGGACGUCAACUCCUCCCUCAUGAUGGAGGCGCAGGCCAGGCUGAGGACCUGCCAAGAAAGUUCGCCGAGGACGCCGCCGAAGGUGACCGAUCCUGACCUCGGGACGCUAGAAGCCCUACAGCAGGAGCUCUCCGCGACCUACGCGUCCUACACGAAGGUCGACCUCGCGUCCGGUAUGAUAUCCCAGGACACCUGCCACGUUGACAAGAUAUACUUUCCAAUCAAUAUGGAGCAAGAGGACCGGCUUCAAAGAGAAGGGAAAGUCGCGAAUCCUCAUCGCCGACUGGACCGCCCGUGGGCUCGCGGUGGAAGCGCCGUGGCUGACUUCGACCUGGUCUUCAAGACCGAGUGUCAUGAGACAACCAGGUCCUUCGGCCAGUUGCUCCGCCAGCUUUUGCCCAGCACCGUGAGUUCCAAAAAACAUGGACGAUGCUCAAUUCAAACAAUACAUUCUCAGCCAAAAGUCCUGUUCCUUGUCGAUGGCUUCGAGGAACUGAAUGAGAGCUCAGAUGCCUUGCUUGAGGAGAUCCUCUUUCUUGCAUCCCGCAACGUCCGCAUCGUAGGAACAAGGAGACCAGGGAAUGGCUUUACACCUACUUCAGAAAUAUUGGCAACUGGUGCAAAAAGAACUUCUGUUCUCCCUUCAAACUUGGCGGUGCUCAUUCUGCUCAGCGUCUACGAUCCUGCGAUGAUGAGCCACCUCACGACGGGCACGGCCUUCUUCGCCCAACUGGAGAAGUUCAGAAUCCUCAGACUCGUCAACCAUCUUACCAGCCGCCCAGAAUACGCACACUUAUCCCCGGAAGAGCUGAGGUUUCUUUGCUCGGGAUUCAUCAAGCUGCUCAACGACCUCGCUUUCGAGAGCCUGCAACUUGGGGAGACGACCUUAGCGCCCAGUGCGAUGACCAGGCUCGCCGAGAAAUGCAGGAGGCUCGGCUUGCCGGCGGAAACGAUGUUCUCGGCGUUUUUGAAGUGCCAGCUUUCGGCAGGGAAUCGCAGCUACUCCUUCGGGGAAAAAAGCAUUCAGGAGUUCAGAGCUGCUUGCCAUUUGUGCUACCUCGCCACGUACCAGCCGGUGCUUGGCUCCGAUUCGAGCCAGAGCUCUGCAGGAUCUCCCUUCCACGACGUGGUCUUCUUCACAGCAGGUCUGCUGGCAGAGAAGCUGUCUCAUGCACUUGCUGAGAACACCGAGUUUAUAAUUCAGCAAGCUGUGGGGGCGGGCAUAAAAGAAACCAGUGAGUGGUUGGACCUCCUGCAGGAGGCCCUGUGUCACGAAGUGUUGGCAGAGGCCGUCGGCCGCUCCGCGCUGAGGAAGGACAGGUGGGACGUCAAGGAGGUCCAUCUGCCGGCGUUGAGGACUCUCCUUCUCGUGGCCUCGCCAAAGAGUCUACACGUCACCGUGAACAGUCUGGAAAGGCCUCCGGAAGAAAUACCUGCUCUUUGCGAAGUUUUGAGAAGAGUCGCUGGUCAGCCAGUCUCAAUUUCCCUCAGCUUGAAUUACUACUUCGUGAUGGGCAGGAGUAGAAACGCGGACAACCUCCUGCGCCUCCUUCUACAGGGCUCUGCUGUCAUCACGGGAUUCGUCGGUUACUUAUCCAGCAGCAUGAUAUCACAAUUACCAAGCACGCUGCACACCCUCGCGUUGCAGGUCGACCGCCGCGAGCUGGAAACCCUGGCCAGCGUUCUCCCUAAAAUGAAGCACCUUGAGAGGCUAGAGAUUUUCCUGCGUGUGGACAACAGUACACAGAAACUACCGUCUGUGGACUUCCACCAGCGAGAGUUGAUCGUCGAUUUCUGCAAGAUCCGUGAUGAAAGCACGGCGUGGGUGACGAGGGCCCUUUCGAGUCUCUCGCGGCCCCCCUUUCGCCAGGGUAAAGCUCUUCCACAGCUUCCUGACGGCGCGGGGGGCACUCGCUCUGCUCGGGGGUUUGAGGCUCUGUUGGAGUUCCCGUUAUCACUGGUCGGGAUCUUGUGUGCUAAAUCAUCAAGGGGAUAA